GGCUGGGUGGAAGCAAAAGCCGAGAUGUCACAGCAGGCUGGGGGUCUACUGUCCCCUCCCCAAAAGGCCUGCACUGGAAGCUUCCUUGUGGUGGAAGGAUCCAGUUCAGGGGAGGGGCCACAGCAGGGCCUCCAUCAGGGUAGCCCCUAUGGGGGAUUUUGCCAGCUUCCCCUGGUCCUGAGGCCCCCACUCCAAGAAGGAGGCUUGUGGGGCCUGAGGACAGGAUCCCUGCACCUCAGUGUGUCUGUGCCUCAGUCAUGAUGGAACUCCCUGCCUGCCCUUCCUCCCAGCAUAGACCGUGACUAAAUCUGGGGCUUGGGAAGGCCCCACCCACCCCUCCCUGAAGUGAAGGCCCCUGGAGCUCAGGGUCAGGGCCCCAAGGGGUGAAUGGAGCUCAGUUCCAGGUGGGAGAAUGGCCGGUGGCCGGCCGAGCCUCCGGGCCAUGGGCAGGCAGGCAGAUUCUCAGGCUCCCAUCCCCAGCCAGCCCAGUCUCUUCCCAAGGGAGCUGAGAGGGUGGGGACAACUCCCGGGGCGGGGAAGGCCCAGGAGGUCCCAGAUACCCCUUGUUCCCACAUGGCCCCAGACACCCUAUUUCUGGACGAGCACUCUGUGGCCAGCUGCUGAGCUUGACUAUGCCAUCUACCUGGCCAAGAAGAAUAUCCGAAAGCAGGGGGCCCUGGUCGACCAUGAGAAGGAGCACUAUGACCAGCUGCACAGGAAGAUCAACCACACGUGGGACCUGGUGGUGAUGCAGGCGAGAGAACAGCUGCGGGCUGCUAAGCAGCGCAGGAAGGGGGACAGACUGGUCAUUGCGUGCCAGGAGCAGACGUACUGGCUGGUGAACAGGCCCCCGCCUGGGGUGCCCAGUGUGCUGGAGCAGGGUCCAGAGCGGGGCUCCUGCAUGGCCAGGCGAGUGCAGAUGAACACGGAUUUCUACAAGCAGGAGAUCGAGUGCUGCACCAAGGCCCUGGGCAGGAUCCGGGUGAAGUCCUCUGUCUGCCUGGAGGCGUACCUGAAGUUCAGCAGUCAGCACGGCCCGCAUGACCCCAUCAUGUCGGGGUGCCUGCCCAGCAACCCCUGGAUCACAGAUGACGAUACCUACUGGGCCAUGAACGCACCCAAUGUGGCUGUACCCACGAAGCUCCGCGUGGAGCGAUGGGGCUUCAGCUUCCGGGAACUCCUGGAAGACCCUGUGGGCCGGGCCCAUUUCAUGGACUUUCUCAGGAAAGAGUUCAGCGCCGAGAACCUCAGCUUCUGGGAGGCGUGUGAGGAGCUGCGCCAUGGAGGGCAGGCCCAGAUCCCCGCCCUGGUGGACUCCGUGUACCAGCAGUUCUUGGCCCCUGGCGCUGUCCGCUGGGUCAACAUCGACAGCCAGACGAUGGAGCAGACCCUGGAGGGCCUGCGCCAGCCCCACCGCUACGUGCUGGACGAUGCCCAGCUGCACAUCUACAUGCUGAUGAAGAAGGACUCCUACCCGAGGUUCCUGAAGUCGGACACGUACAAAGGCUUGUUGGCGGAGGCCAUGAUACUCCCGGAGACAAAGCGACGAGUGUUCCCAUUCAUGUGGAAGCCACGGCAUUCGAGCCUGAGCCCUGCUCUCCCUCCUGCUUCUGCUUCAGUGGAACCUGCAGCUACUGCAGGUGGCCCUGGGGGUGCUGAUGGGGAGGCCUAGGUAGGCCUGAGCCUAGAGGAGGUUCCACCCCUCGCCUCUCACCAUCCUCUUCUCACCCAGGUCCUGGCAGCUGCCGAGACCCCUAGCGUGGGCAUCCCCUAGUGCACAAAGGGUGUGGCCUUGCUGUGGGGCACACAAAUCAGACUUCCCAGAAGGGAUUGGGCCCAGUGCUGACUCCCAGGGAGGGGGUUCAUUGGCCGAGCUUGGGUCACCUGGAGAAAGGUGGGAUGAGAUGGGCAAACCAGAGCAAGGCCAUGCUCCUGGCAUGCGGCAGUCUUCGGCUCCUGGUGCCCACCCCCCAUCUCCAGACCACUACAUUAGCAGGCAAGUACCUGGGAGCCAGAGGUAGCCAGCAGGAGCACCUGUCACAUGGUGAGGAAAUGCAGGCUUCGAAGCUAACUUACCCACUCCACUUCCUCAGGGUGACCCCAUGGGGACUCUGCAGAGCUCCCUGGAUUUCACUGGGGCUGAGCUCAGCUUUCCAAUGAGUACAGAGCUGCCUCCACAGGUACUGCCCCGUCACUGCCACUGUGCAUGUCCCAGGCCUGUCCGAAGGUGCGCCUCCGUUGUGAAGGGCACCGCUCCUUUGGGGGUACAGCUCUGACGGGCUCAGCUGAGGCAGCGCCCCACCCCACAGAGCUAGGGCUCCUGCCCAUUCCUGGCACAGAAAUAAAAGACCCUCGGCCCAGGUAGCUAGUUGGUUAGUGUUGUCCUGAUACACCAAGGUCGCAGGUCAGGGCACAUCUAAGAAUGAACCAAUGGAUACAUAAGUAAGUGGAACAACAAGCUGAUGUUUCUAAAAUCAAUAAAGA
This is a messenger RNA of Myotis brandtii (Brandt's bat), 2484 nucleotides long. RefSeq names its product regulator of G-protein signaling 11 (gene RGS11). The transcript has 13 exons. The record is from RefSeq and is a predicted model, not a curated record. Bases 413 to 1672 code for a protein of 419 amino acids. Lineage: Eukaryota; Metazoa; Chordata; Mammalia; Chiroptera; Vespertilionidae. Gene Ontology annotation, biological process: intracellular signal transduction; regulation of G protein-coupled receptor signaling pathway; G protein-coupled receptor signaling pathway.